GUACGCACGCGCAUGAUUUGUGUUGUUGUUGGUGGCGGUAAGAUGGCGGCGCUCGGGGACGCAUCAACUCCGGGGGUGAAUGGGUUAAUACAACAGUUCACAUCUAUUACAGGUGCCACAGAGAGUGUGGGGAAGCAUAUGCUAGAAGCAUGCAACAACAAUCUAGAAAUGGCAGUGACCAUGUUCCUGGACGGAGGGGGGAUCGCAGAGGAGCCCAGCACCAGCUCCAGUUCAGCAGGGGCAUCCAGCAGCAAAGCUCCCCCCGCAGAUGAUGAAGUGCGGGCGCCCAUCCCUCAGAAGCAGGACAUACUGGUGGAGCCAGAGCCUAUGUUUGGAGCGCCAAAGCGUCGAAGACCUGCCCGCUCCAUAUUUGACGGUUUUAGGGACUUCCAAACAGAAACCAUCCGCCAGGAGCAGGAGCUGAGGAACGGUAGUGCGGCGGACAAAAAACUCAGCACCCUGGCGGAUCUGUUCCGGCCCCCCGUCGAGCUCAUGCACAAAGGCAGCUUUGAGACGGCGAAGGACUGUGGUCAGCUGGAGAACAAGUGGCUGAUGAUCAACAUCCAGAAUGUGCAGGACUUUGCCUGCCAGUGUCUCAACAGAGACGUGUGGAGCAACGACGCAGUCCGGACCAUCAUCAGGGAGCACUUCAUAUUCUGGCAGGUUUACCACGACAGUGAAGAGGGACAGAGGUAUAUCCAGUUCUACAAGCUCAACAAGUUUCCCUAUAUCUCCAUUUUGGACCCCCGGACUGGUCAGAAGAUGGUGGAGUGGAACCAGUUGGACGUGGCUUCGUUUCUUGAACAGGUGACGGGCUUCCUGACGGAACAUGGCCAGCUAGACGGCCCGGCAUCCAGCCACCCGCCACCUGCCAAACGCGCCCGCUCUGAGAGUCUGAUAGAUGCCAGUGAGGACAGCCAGUUGGAGGCAGCCAUCCGAGCCUCUCUCCAGGAGACCCAUUAUGAGUCGUCCUCUGCCCCUGACCUCCCUGACUCCCCCCACUCUGCAGAUGCAGACUCGGAUGGAGACUCCGAAGCAGAACCCUUCUCUGACAGCGAGGGCCUAAUCUCUGUUGAUGGCUCGGACAACGAGACAACAGAACCCCGGGAGGGCAGCUCCUACUCCAUGGGUGGACACACCCCUCCAGGACCAGCCCCUCCCACUUCUGCAGCCGCAGCCCCCCCCCCGCCACGGCCGGACAGUCCCCCCGCCCGUCACAGGAAGUCCCCCCACAAAGAGAACAGCCACAGGAAAGAGGAGAGCAAAAAGAACCACUUGGAGCCUCCGGCAGCCACCCCGGCCCGCUCCCAAGCCGACCCAGACUCAGAGCAUCGUUCUGGGGAGAACCAUCGCACCUCAGCUGGCCAAAGCUCCAGAUCUGUUAAGACGGAAACCCCUGACCUCGACUGCCUUGAUGACAAUGGUCCCAAGGCUAGACUGAUGCUGCGCUAUCCAGAUGGCCAGAGAGAGCAGAUCGCCCUAUCGUUCAAGGCUAAGCUUAUGGCUCUGGUGAGACACGUCCAGUCGAAGGGUUACCCCAAUGAACGCUUCGAGCUCGUCACAAACUUCCCCCGGCGGAAGCUGGCCCACUUGGACUAUGACAUCACACUGCAGGAGGCGGGGCUAUGUCCACAGGAGACUGUAUUUGUGCAGGAGAGGAACUAAGCCCCUGUCUUUUCUAUCUCUUCAGGCCACACCCAUAUCACCAAUUCCCCAGGAGGACGUUACAGACUGCAACCUUUUUGUUCUUUUUGAACAGUGGAUGGACUCCAUUAUCCAUCAUUUGACUGGGACGAAGCUGCUGGCUGUGUACUUUGUUAGAGGGCAUUUUGUUCAUCGUCAAUUACCGAAGGCAUUCUAUUCUGAUUUUAGUUUUAUUCUGAGGUAAUAAACCAAUCGGAGUAGAAUACAUUAGAGAUGCAGUUAGAAAUAAGCUGAGGGCCCGGAUAAUGAUCAGAGCUGGCAUUAGAGUUAGCAGACAAAAUACUUUUAUCCCCUGAGUUGUUAAUACUUAUUUUUUGAGUCAUGGACACCUACAGCCAGGUAAAGGAGGGGCUUGAACUCUGACCCUGAGCGCCGAUGGGUCCCAAAUUUGCUCUCCGCAUUGUUUGGGCGAGGAGCUUUUGCAGUAGUGACCGUGAGAAAGGGGGUGACUUUGAAUAUGGGAAUCAAUGAGGAGGGGAGGUGAGGGAUUUUUGGGGAGGGGGUGAGGUGUCCUUAACUGUCAACCUGCACUGUACAGGGGUGGUGUAGCGAUUGACAUGUAGUCUAGUUUUUUUCUUAUUUCAUUCAUUUUUUUAUAUGCUGCCCCAUUUCCAAGAAAAGAUGCUGAUGCUUAAAUAUAAUCAUCAAAACAAAGGGAA
Oncorhynchus masou masou (cherry salmon) is the source of this 2363-nucleotide messenger RNA. Its product is annotated as UBX domain-containing protein 7-like. Gene Ontology annotation, biological process: proteasome-mediated ubiquitin-dependent protein catabolic process. Gene Ontology annotation, molecular function: ubiquitin binding. Gene Ontology annotation, cellular component: nucleus. The record is from RefSeq and is a predicted model, not a curated record. Lineage: Eukaryota; Metazoa; Chordata; Actinopteri; Salmoniformes; Salmonidae.